AGAUUCUCCAAAGUCGGCUCGACAGAGCCCCGAGCUACUUUAGGUAGUUGAGCAAGAUCUAUACAGGAGAUAACACGUAUUGACUGGGAAGUCAUGGGAAGGCGUGGGACGGUUCAAGGAGCUCAAGAACCCUCCCAAACCUUACGUCAUUGCAUACCCGAGGUCAUUCACCACCGGUUUGGUGGCUCAGAGCCGGAAUGACCUCCUCCUGUGUUGCUGCUGACCUUGACCAAUGACCUCGGUCAAGCACGGAUCUAUGAAGAAGGACUAGGAACCAUUUGGGCGUUUCUGUGCUCGAUUUUGAAGAUGGACUUGUAUUGCACUUGUACAAUAAACAAUCAAGGGGAGAAUCACGUAUGCAUGGAUGGUCGGCAUGCUCUCGCCGGAUGAGUCGGUUUUGAGGCCUGCAGUCACUCCGCAACCCUCCACCAAGAAGGCUUCCAAGCAGAGCAAUCCUAUUUCGUCAACUCCACGAACGCCCGAUAGUGUUUCGAACCUCCCACAUCCCCAUCUGGACAAGUCUGUUCGCCCGAUCUUCGAGAUCGCCUACAGAGACCAUGACUCGACUACGGCAGUUUAUCUAAUACCUAAUUCUUCUUAGCCGACCUAGCUCUUUUACCCGCCACCAGCCGACAACACUGCCGAGACAAUGACGAUCUCAGGCGGCAACUGAACGACAAGCCAGCCACUCACGCUGGCAUGACGGGCGGGGAAGAGAGACCACAUGACAGACAAACCACCCCUUUCUGGGAGGCAAGAACCGGGAAUGGUACUAAGAACACAAACUUCCACGACGCGUUAAGGCUGUCCCUCCGCAACUGGGCAUGAGCAGCGAACCCGGCC
Messenger RNA from Parathielavia appendiculata, 843 nucleotides. RefSeq lists its product as uncharacterized. The record is from RefSeq and is a predicted model, not a curated record. The coding region runs from base 365 to 601 and encodes 78 amino acids. NCBI's taxonomy places the organism in Eukaryota, Fungi, Ascomycota, Sordariomycetes, Sordariales, Chaetomiaceae. The transcript has 2 exons.